UCGUCGUCGUGGUCGUCGUCGUCGUCGCCAGCUGCCAUCUUGGAGAGAGAGCUGCUGCCUCUCUCGCGCUUCCGACGACCAAGGGGAAGCCGGCCGCCCGCGGCUAGCUCUCGCCUGCAACGAUCGACUCGUACCCUACGAGAAGACGACGACACCCAGGAGUCGCGGCCCUCUGUCUCUCUCCAUCACUGAACCAGUAACGGGCCGUCGCCGUUAACAUCGCGACACUCUGGCCUCUGGAGAAUAUAAAAUAUAUUAUACACCGAGACCAGUCAACACACGCGCGCUCUACUCUUCUCCCUCUCUCUCUGGACAAAAUAUAAAAUUCCUACCUAAUCUACGUACGUGCCUACAUCGGAACACAUACAUGUAUGCAUCAUCCGCGUAACUGACUCUUCGAUCCAAAAAUUAUAUACGUACUCAGUGCAGGUGUGCUGGCGUUCAUUAACGACAAAAUCGCCCGUGUACGGGAGUGUCUAGUGUGUAAUUAUUACAGCCGAGUCAGCCUGUGGUGCGUGUGUGCGCGCGGUAAUAACUUCUACAGGACGCCGUGCCGGAAGGUCCCAGUCUCCUGCCGGCUUCCAAAAUUCAAGCCCGGAAUGCAUUAGUUCCCGAUUCUCAUGUCCGUGUUACUUUACUGUAAACGGUGUGUGCGGCUGCUGCGCGCGUGCCUACUGCCUACGUGUAUGAUAAAAAAAAAAAUGGUUAUUUAAGAGACAACCGAUGUUAAGUUAAAAUCGAGUUGUGGAGGAAAAAAAAAAAAAGGUAUUUUCAUUAAAUUGGCGAUUCCCAAGAGGUGUAAACGACAUCGUUUUCGUCACUUGAUUCAUCCUCGUACACGCCUUCUUCGUACAUCACAGGACGCACGUUACUCUCACACUCUCGCUGUUGUCUGCUGCUUCACUCGUAUGUUGGAAGUUGGGUGAGAGGGCGACAUCGUGUGCUAAAAAGGUGUGCAUAUUCGAUUGGUGAUCAAGGUAGUGCGAUUGAAAGAUUAGGUGCGACGACGGACGUUAACAGUGUUGUUGGUAGCCAGAAUUACAAUAGAAUGGCGCUUCCAAGUAGAGCACGAGUGUACGCAGACGUUAAUUCACACAAACCUAGAGAGUAUUGGGAUUAUGAGUCCUACGUUGUUAAUUGGGGUCAACAAGAUGACUACCAACUAGUUAGAAAACUGGGCCGUGGUAAAUACAGUGAAGUGUUUGAGGCUUACAAUAUCACAAAUAACGAAAAAUGUGUCGUUAAAAUAUUAAAGCCAGUCAAAAAGAAGAAGAUUAAGAGAGAAAUUAAAAUCCUAGAGAAUCUUAGGGGUGGGACCAACAUUAUAACGCUACAAGCUGUUGUUAAGGAUCCAGUUUCUAGGACACCAGCAUUGAUAUUCGAGCACGUUAACAACACGGAUUUCAAGCAACUGUACCAGACUCUUACAGACUACGACAUACGAUACUACCUGUAUGAGUUGUUGAAGGCAUUGGAGUACUGCCAUAGUAUGGGUAUUAUGCACAGGGAUGUGAAACCGCAUAAUGUCAUGAUCGAUCACGAUAAUCGGAAGCUACGGUUAAUUGACUGGGGUCUAGCGGAAUUUUAUCAUCCAGGCCAGGAGUACAAUGUCCGCGUGGCCUCGCGGUACUUUAAAGGGCCAGAACUCCUUGUGGAUUAUCAAAUGUAUGACUACUCGCUAGACAUGUGGUCGCUUGGUUGUAUGCUGGCCAGCAUGAUAUUCAGGAAAGAGCCAUUCUUCCAUGGCCACGACAAUUACGACCAAUUGGUCAGAAUCGCAAAGGUGCUGGGCACUGAGGAAUUGUUUGAGUACCUUGACAAGUAUCACAUCGAGUUGGACCCGCGUUUCAACGACAUUCUGGGCCGGCAUUCGCGCAAGCGCUGGGAGCGCUUCGUCCACUCGGAGAACCAACAUCUCGUUACACCCGAGAGUCUUGAUUUUCUCGACAAACUACUACGCUACGAUCAUUACGAGAGACUCACUGCCCGUGAAGCCAUGGAUCACCCGUACUUCUAUCCCAUUGUAAAGGAACAAAACCGAUUGAACAUGGUGUCGUCGUCGCCUACUCCCAUGACAGGCUCAUUGCCUGUAGAUGAUCAUCGAGGUGCAUCAGCAUCAACGUCUACAGUGGGUGGAAGCAGCAGUCUUACAUCAACAGCAUCCGGGGACACAUCCCAGCAACAACAAGCCGAAAGCAGCGAGCAACAGCUGCAGACUGCGCCAAAUCAACAGCAACAGCCUGUACCUCAGCAUUUGUAACCAGGAUUUACCACUGGUUAUUACUACGCGUCCUCGUCGUCAUCGUUGCUGAUGAUGAUGAUGAUAAUGAUAAGCCAAAAAUCAAAGUUGCAUACCAUCUCUACGGUGUAGGAUUAUUAUCAGCUUUGAUGAUAAAUAAGGGCAUUCAACGCGUGAUAUGGUCGUUCACUUACUUUCAUUAACUCAAAAUGAACAGCAGCUGUGUACCAAUUGUUAGCAAAAAGGAAAAUCGUUAUUUGGAAAAAAAAAAUUUAUAAAAAAAACAGGCUUUUUUUCUUACGUAUAAUUAUUAACAUACACACUCGCAGAAUUAUGACAGUUUACAUGAUUAUAACGAUAAUACGUGACACGGUAUCUCAUAUGAUAUUAUCAAAAGG
Molecule: messenger RNA, 2637 nt
Organism: Copidosoma floridanum
Lineage: Eukaryota; Metazoa; Arthropoda; Insecta; Hymenoptera; Encyrtidae
Gene: CkIIalpha
Product: casein kinase II subunit alpha
Biological process (GO): regulation of cell cycle; peptidyl-serine phosphorylation; peptidyl-threonine phosphorylation
Cellular component (GO): nucleus; protein kinase CK2 complex; cytosol
Molecular function (GO): ATP binding; protein serine/threonine kinase activity
Source: RefSeq, a predicted model, not a curated record